Messenger RNA from Ailuropoda melanoleuca (giant panda), 4173 nucleotides. RefSeq names its product semaphorin 4C (gene SEMA4C). The coding region runs from base 736 to 3237 and encodes 833 amino acids. NCBI's taxonomy places the organism in Eukaryota, Metazoa, Chordata, Mammalia, Carnivora, Ursidae. The record is from RefSeq and is a predicted model, not a curated record. Gene Ontology annotation, cellular component: synaptic vesicle membrane; plasma membrane. Gene Ontology annotation, biological process: semaphorin-plexin signaling pathway; axon guidance; negative chemotaxis. The transcript has 15 exons. Gene Ontology annotation, molecular function: chemorepellent activity; semaphorin receptor binding.
AGGCCAGGGUUGCGCGGGGCGGGAGCACCAGGGCUCCGGGGCCGCUGCUUUGUCCCCCGACUCGGGCAGGGGCCGCCGCACGCGCUAGGGACAGGGUCUGGGGGCGCAGGGAGGGCUGGCGGCGGGGACAGCAGUCCUUCCGAGAUCCUUCCUGCGCCCCCCGCGGGCUGCCUGGCGGGGGCGCGGGAGCCGGGCAAGCGGUGCCCGCAGCCAUAGCGUCCGGAGGCGCGGACUGGUCUGGGAGAGCGGGGCUAAGGGUAGCGGGGGUCCCCCGCGCUGUCGGGUCGGUGGCCAGGAUCGUCUCCGGGUCCCCGAACUGUCCCCGGCUCCCCCACCCCCGACGGAAAGUUUGGGGCGGGCUUGGACUGAGGCCGAUGUUGUGGGAUCGGAUUUCCCUGCCGCGGCCCCCAGCCCGCUCCGCUGGGGAGGCGGGUUGUCCUGGAAAGCCAAGCUCCCGACCCGAGCCUGACCGCCCAGUCCCUGGCGGGAGCGCCCGCCCUGCAGCCGCGGAAGCGCCGUUCGCGCCCCGCCGCUCGCGGUGGGCGAGGGUGGGGGGCGCACCUCCUGGGCCCCGCGCUCCUCCAGCCCCCACCGCGCCGGCUGCCCCUGCUUCCCCGCCCUGGGAGGAGCUGGGGGUGGGGGCAUCGCAGUGCUGGCUGAUUCCCCGAGCGCGCCGCGGGGUUCGGCCCGGGCCUAGGGGCAGCUGGCCUGGAGCUUAGAGCCGGGGCGUCUGCCAUGGCCCCACACUGGGCUGUCUGGCUGCUGGCAGUGGGGCUGUGGGGCCUGGGCAUUGGGGCUGAGAUGUGGUGGAACCUGGUGCCCCGGAAGACCGUAUCUUCUGGGGAGUUGGCCACGGUGGUGCGGCGGUUCUCCCAGACGGGCAUCCAGGACUUCCUGACGUUGACCCUGACUGAGCAGACAGGGCUUCUGUAUGUGGGGGCCCGGGAGGCCCUGUUUGCCUUCGGCGUGGAGGCUCUGGAGCUGCAAGGAGUGAUCUCAUGGGAGGCACCAGCUGAGAAGAAGGCCGAGUGUAUCCAGAAAGGGAAGAGUAACCAGACGGAGUGUUUCAACUUCAUCCGCUUCCUGCAGCCCUAUAACACCUCCCACCUGUACGUCUGUGGCACCUACGCCUUCCAGCCCAAGUGCACCUACAUCGACGUGCUCACCUUCACUUUGGAGCGUGGGGAAUUUGAGGAUGGGAAGGGGAAAUGUCCCUAUGACCCAGCGAAGGGCCACACUGGCCUCCUUGUGGAUGGCGAGCUGUACUCGGCCACACUCAACAACUUCCUAGGCACAGAGCCUGUCAUCCUGCGUAACAUGGGGCCUCACCACUCCAUGAAGACAGAGUACCUGGCCUUCUGGCUCAACGAGCCCCAUUUCGUAGGCUCUGCCUACGUCCCAGAGAGUGUGGGCAGCUUCACGGGGGACGAUGACAAGGUCUACUUCUUCUUCAGCGAGCGGGCAGUGGAGUAUGACUGCUACGCGGAGCAGGUGGUGGCUCGUGUAGCCCGUGUCUGCAAGGGAGACAUGGGGGGCGCGCGGACGCUGCAGAGGAAGUGGACCACGUUCCUGAAGGCGAGGCUGGUGUGCUCGGCCCCUGAUUGGCAGCUCUACUUCAACCAGCUGCAGGCCCUCCACACCCUGCGGGACGCCUCUUGGCACAACACCACCUUCUUCGGGGUUUUCCAGGCGCGAUGGGGCGAUGUGGACUUGUCAGCCAUCUGCGAAUACCAGCUGGAAGAGAUCCAGAGGGUAUUCGAGGGUCCUUACAAGGAGUACCGUGAGCAAGCCCAGAAGUGGGGCCGCUAUACAGACCCCGUACCCAGCCCGCGGCCCGGCUCGUGCAUCAACAACUGGCACCGACGCCAUGGCUACACGAGUUCUCUGGAGCUGCCUGAUAACACCCUCAACUUCAUCAAGAAGCACCCGCUUAUGGAGGAGCAGGUCGGGCCCCGGUGGGGCCGGCCCCUGCUUGUGAAGAAGGACACCAACUUCACCCACCUGGUGGCUGACCGAGUUACGGGGCUUGACGGAGCCACCUAUACGGUGCUCUUCAUUGGCACAGGAGAUGGCUGGCUGCUCAAGGCCGUGAGCCUGGGCCCCUGGGUCCACCUGAUCGAGGAGCUGCAGGUGUUUGACCAGGAGCCAAUGGAAAGCUUGGUCCUGUCCCGGAGCAAGAAGCUGCUCUUCGCAGGCUCCCGCUCUCAGCUGGCUCAGCUGCCCCUGGCCGACUGCGUGAAAUACCGCUCCUGUGCAGACUGCGUCCUCGCUCGGGACCCCUACUGUGCCUGGAGCGUCAACGCCAGCCGCUGCGUGGCCGUGGGUGGCCCCUCGGGGUCCUUGUUGAUCCAGCACGUGACGGUCUCAGACACUUCAGGCAUUUGUAAUCUCCGUGGCAAUAAAAAAGUCAGGCUCACACCCAAAAACAUCACCGUGGUGGCGGGCACGGACCUGGUGCUGCCCUGCCACCUCUCUUCCAACUUGGCCCAUGCCCGCUGGACCUUUGGGGGCCGGGACCUGCCCGUGGAACAGCCCGGCUCCUUCCUCUAUGACGCCCGCCUGCAGGCCCUGGUCGUGAUGGCUGCCCAGCCCCGCCACGCCGGGGCCUACCACUGCUUUUCGGAGGAGCAGGGGGCGCGGCUGGCUGCCGAAGGCUACCUGGUGGCCGUGGUGGCAGGCCCGUCGGUGACCCUGGAGGCUCGGGCGCCCUUGGAAAACCUGGGGCUGGUGUGGCUGGCUGUGGUGGCCCUGGGGGCCGUGUGCCUGGUCCUGCUGCUGCUCGUUCUGUCGCUGCGCCGGCGGCUGCGGGAGGAGCUGGAGAAAGGUGCCAAGGCGGCGGAGAGGACCCUGGUGUACCCUCUGGAGCUGCCCAAGGAGCCCACCAGUCCCCCCUUCAGGCCUGGCCCGGAGACGGACGAGAAGCUCUGGGACCCCGUCGGCUACUACUACUCGGACGGCUCGCUCAAGAUCGUGCCUGGACACGCGCGGUGCCAGCCCGGGGGCGGGCCCCCCUCUCCACCUCCUGGCAUCCCCGGCCAGCCCCUGCCUUCUCCGACCCGGCUCCACCUGGGGGGCGGGCGGAACUCAAAUGCCAACGGCUACGUGCGCUUACAGCUGGGGGGGGAGGACUGCGGCGGGCUGGGGCACCCCCUGCCCGAGCUCGCCGACGAACUGAGGCGCAAGCUGCAGCAGCGCCAGCCGCUGCCGGAUUCCAAUCCCGAGGAGUCCUCCGUAUGAGGGGCCCCGCCGCCUCGCAGGGGCUGCGUGGGAGGCGUGGCUCCUCUUUUGCACAGGCACCAGCUACCUCAGGGACAUGGUGCGGGCACCGGCUUGGCCUGGGACAGACCCCUCCCAGCCCCCGCCCGGCCAUGGGGACCUGCUCUGCUCAGCAAGGGCACUGCCACUUGGUGUGGCUCACCAGGGCACCAGCCUCGCAGAAGGCCUCUUCCUCCUCUCUAUGAGGGGCUGUGAAUCACAGACACACGGGACCCUAGCAGCCAAAACUUUCCAAGGCAGAAGUUGGAGAUGUGGGUGUGUUUGUAUCUAUCUGUAUGUGUAUGUGGGGGUGUGCACGUGUGUGUGACCUAGUCUUCCUUUUGUGUGUGUGUGUGUGUGUGUGUGUGUGAGAGAGAGAGUCUUCCUUUUUCUGUCCAGUCUUCCCUUGGCCUGGGGUCCUCCUGGUGAGUCAUUGGAGCUAUGAAGGGGAAGGGGUCGUAUCACUUUGCCUCUCCUACCCCCACCUGUCCCCAGUGUGGGUCAGUGAUGUACAUAUGGGGGUGGGCUGGGCAGGGUGCUGUGCCCCUUUUGGGGUGUCCAGGGCUCUGGGGUGGGCCUGGUCCUGCUCCUAGGGCUGUGAAUGUUUUCAGGGUGGGGGGAGGGAGAUGGAUUCUCCUGUGUGCUUGGGGCAAGGGGGGGAGGGGCCUCCCACUUGGCCCCGGGGUUCAGUGGUAUUUUCUACUUGUCCUCCCUUACCAGUCUGGGAAAGGUUGUGUGGGGGGAGGGGGAGGGAGGAGGAGGGAGGAGGAGAAAGGGUGGGCAUGCUGUGGAUAUUGCAUAUCCUCUCCCAGCCCUAGGGAGGGCUCUUAACAGUGUAACUUAUUGUGUCCCCGCGUAUUUAUUUGUUGUAAAUAUUUGAGUAUUUUUAUAUUGACAAAUAAAAUCAAGAAAACAGUA